Daldinia decipiens is the source of this 1848-nucleotide messenger RNA. RefSeq names its product cytochrome P450. Bases 1 to 1848 code for a protein of 615 amino acids. Gene Ontology annotation, molecular function: heme binding; iron ion binding; monooxygenase activity. The transcript has 5 exons. The record is from RefSeq and is a predicted model, not a curated record. Lineage: Eukaryota; Fungi; Ascomycota; Sordariomycetes; Xylariales; Hypoxylaceae.
AUGGCUAUGGUUUCUUGUCUUAUAGUUUCGAUUUUACUGCUAUGCCUAGUACAUGCGGUGAAAAAGGUAAACAACAGACGUAGGGUCCCGCCUAAUAGUCGGCCACUGCCCGGACCGAAGUCCCUGCCUCUGGUCGGCCGCGUACACGAUAUUCCGGUGAAUUCGUCGUGGCUGAAGUUCUACGAAUGGAGUAAGGAGUAUGGUCCAAUAUAUCAGACUAAAAUGUUUGGUACGGUCCACGUCUGGAUUUCAUCGGAACAAAUCGCGGUCGAUCUGCUCUCGCGGCGGGCACGCAACUACUCAGACCGGCCACAGAUUCCUAACCUUCCUGAUAAUCGAACAAGCGGACACUAUCUUGCGCUGUCUGGGCAUAACGCUACUUGGAAACGCCAGCGGAAGCUCUGCCAGCAGUUGAUGAGCGUGACGGCUAAUGCUUCGCUAUAUGCUUACCCAACAAAAGAACGGGAUCGCUUCUUAUAUCUCCUAUCACGAAAUCCGUCACAAUAUCGGGAAUACGUCGAGCAAUUCACAUCACGCACGGUAGCGCGGCUCUCCUGGGGUAGCCCCCAUCCCGCCCAACUUUUGCGAGUGACGACUUCCGGUCUCCUCGAAACCAUCUCCCCUACAGGCGCCCUACCUAACGCUGUACCCUGGCUUAUGCACAUACCUAGAUUCAUAAGUCCGUGGAAGCAGAAAGAAAAUGCCCGACAUCGACUCGAAGCUGGACUUCUGAAGGGUAGUGUUCAGUACGUACACGACCGUAUUAGUGAGGGGACCGCCGAACCAAGUUUCGUUCAUACAUUCAUAAACAAACCUAGCGGCCUGAACGAUAAGAGUAAAUGGGGUGACGAGGCUGAAGCCACGUAUGUUGUCGGGCAAAUGGCCAUCGCCGGAGCCUUAACGAUUGGAAGUCCGAUCCAGAGCUUCAUACUUGCCAUGCUGCAUUAUCCCGACUGGCAGAGAAGACUCCAAGAUGAAAUCGAUACCGUAUGCGAAGGAAGGUGCCCCGAAUGGAAAGAUCGUGAAAAGUUACCGAUGCUUCGUGCGGCCGUGAAGGAGACGGUUCGGUGGCGCCCCCCGGUUCCGACAGGAAUUCCACAUGCGAUAGAAAACGACGAUGUGUAUGACGGUUACUUUAUUCCUGCCGGUGCUACUAUUCAUGCCCUAGAGUGGGCUAUUACCCGCGACGAGUCCGUAUAUCCCGACGCGGAUACGUUCAAUCCUUCUAGGUGGCUAGAACCAAAGUACCCUACCUAUAAGGAGCCGCUUUCCGUGUACCCAAACCUCAACGGAUUCAGUCAGUUCGGCUUCGGCCAGCGCACGUGCCAAGGCGUUCCAAUCGUAGAGCAAGAUCUAUUCUUGACGAUGGGCGGGAUGGUGUGGGCUUUCAAUCUCCGGAAAAAAUACCGGGAAGACGGUAGCGAAAUACCCGUGCACUGGAAUGACUACACGCCGUUGCUCAUAGCCAAGCCAGCGCCAUUCGAAUUUGACGCAGCGGUGCGAAGCAAGAUAAAGGAGCUAACUCUGAGGCAGAUGUGGGAGACAGGUAAAGGCGAAGACGACGAAGAGGAAGAGCAGAAUGAGUUACUCGUACAGACACAGAAAGAAGAUACCGUAGAUAUAGAGGCUACGGAGGCAGCGCACGAAGAUGAUACCGCAAGUGAUCGCGGUAGCGAGACAAGUGUUUCGGGAUCACUCGCAAGAUCGGCUUCAUCUAUCAGUAUGGGAUCUGAUAGCGAGUCCGGGGAUGGGGGUAGCCCUACAUUAGCGUCUAGGUUUCAUUUAUCUAAACGCCGGGCGAUGAUGGCAACGGCGGUAGGAGAGCAAGCCGUACAGCAAUCGAAAUGA